AUGUCCGACAAAGUGACUAUUUUCCUUACCGGCGCGACAGGAUACAUCGGAGGCUCUGUGCUACAGCGCCUACUUGCCCACCCCAACAGGAAGAACUUCGAAAUCACUGCUUUGGUUCGCAACGCAGAGAAGGGGAAGCGCCUUGACAGUGAGUUUGGAGUGAAACCCGUCGUUGGGGCACUCCAAGACCUCGACAAGCUUGCAACUCUCGCGGAGCAUGCACACGUUGUCAUCCACACGGCAGACUGCGACGGCCUGAAUGCCAUUAAUGCCAUCCUGGGCGGACUCAAGGCAAGGCACGAGAAGACGGGCGACUUGCCGCUCCUGAUCCACACCUCUGGAACAGGAGAGCUCAUGGACGACGCGCGCGGCGCAUACGCUUCCGACAAGGUCUACUCCGAUCUCGACAUCGCCGGGAUUGAGGCCCUGCCUCCGACUGCAAUCCACCGCCCGGUCGACCUCGCCGUCGUUGCCGCGGAUGUGGCAGGCUACGCACGUACCCACAUCAUCAUGCCGUCGGUCAUAUACGGCGUUGCCACUGGUCCCCUCUUCGACACGGGCAUCGCGAACUCGCAGACCAUCAUAUUCCCGCUGUACGUGCGGGCCGCGGUCAUCAACGGGCACGUCGCCGUCCUGAACGAGGGCGCGACGCUCUGGGCGGAUGUGCACAUCACUGACAUCACAGACAUGUACAUCCGCAUGUUUGAUGCGCUUCUGAGAACUCCGGAGAAGGUCUCGCACGGACGCGAGGGGUACUUCAUUGGCGAGAACGGCGAGUUCGUCGCGCGCGAGAACCUCCAGACCGUCGCGGACGCCCUCUUCGCCGCCGGGCGCAUCUCUUCGCCGAAGCUCGUGCAGUACUCGGACGCGAACAUUGGGCCGUACUACGGCAAGGCAAUGCCUGCGACGGUCGCUGAGUACGGUGGCCAGAUGAUCGCCCGUGUCGCCUUCGCAAAUACACGAUGCAAGGCUGAGCGGGCGCGCCGCGAGCUCGGGUGGGCGCCCACGCACACAACCAAGGACAUGCUCGCGGGUCUGCCGCACGAGGUGGAAGUCAUCCUCAAGAAGCUUGAUGCGGAGAAGAGUGCAUGA
Molecule: messenger RNA, 1092 nt
Organism: Trametes versicolor FP-101664 SS1
Lineage: Eukaryota; Fungi; Basidiomycota; Agaricomycetes; Polyporales; Polyporaceae
Product: NAD-P-binding protein
Exons: 6
Coding region: 1-1092 (363 amino acids)
Source: RefSeq, a predicted model, not a curated record